UGUCACCGCGCGAGGGGACGCGGCCGGGCCGCCCUCACACAGCGCUGCUCCUGCGGGGACACCGCGGAACGGCACAGGGGAAGGUCUGCGUGCGUGAUAUUCUGAAAAAAAGGGAGACAGCGGUGUUGUGGGGGUGUUGGUUUUGGGGUUUUUUUUUUGGUCCUCGUCUGUUUGGAUUUCUUUCUAAACUUAUGAAAAAUGGCAACAGCAGCAUAUGUGGACCAUUUUGCGGCAGAGUGCCUUGUUUCCAUGUCAAGUCGUGCUGUUAUCCACAGUCCCAGAGGGGAGCCUGAUCCCCAACCUGGUGAAGCAAUAUUUCCUCCAUCCAAUGGAGAAGAUAAGCGGGAAGUCAGAGAAGCCGGGAAGGACAAUGGACCCUCGUUACUGGUGGUAGCCAGCAUUUUAGCAGACCUGAACCAGCAUGUCCCAAACUCACCUGCGCUGAGGAUGGAAAACACGGAGAGCCUUGAUAGAACAGAACAAAUACACAUUUCCAUUGCUCCUAAGGAGUUUGGGGAAGAAAGUGUGUCUUCGGCUGGUAAGCAUGGAGGAGAGCGAGCAGCCACACCUACCAGCCUGGCUGCAGUCACUGAGCCAAGCCCCAGACAAAAGAACAAACGCAUAAGAAGCUGGACUGACCCUGGAUCACCCCAGAAAAAGCACAAAUGCCACUAUGUGGGGUGUGAAAAAGUUUAUGGCAAAUCUUCCCAUCUUAAAGCUCAUCUAAGGACCCACACAGGUGAGCGGCCCUUCGAGUGCAGCUGGCCGGGCUGCACGAAGAAGUUCGCCCGCUCGGACGAGCUGGCGCGGCACCACCGCACCCACACGGGCGAGAAGCGGUUCCGCUGCCCCCUGUGCGAGAAGCGCUUCAUGCGCAGCGACCACCUGACGAAGCACGCGCGGCGCCACGCCAACUUCCAGCCGGGAAUGCUGCGGGGCCGGGCGGGCAGCGGCUCCAGGGCCGGCUCCCUCAGUGACCACAGCCGCUCGGACGCCUCCAGCCCCACGCUGAGCCCCGCCAGCUCCCCGUAGCCCGCCCCGCUGCCCACGGCACCGCGCCUCCGACGCCCAGGGGACUUCGGCUUGUGUUGCACACCUUUGGAAAACUGUUGUUUCCCUCCCCUACGCCCCCUUCUUAAAAAAAUCAGUAAAUAGCUUCCUCCCACUGCAAUUUCUAGUCAAAUUUGCUUUACCCGACCACACGAGUGGCUAUUCUAACCUCAUGGACAGACAAACUUACAUGUUACACUUAGUGACUCCUGCUGUCUCAAUAUGUCAUAUAUUUUGCAACCAUUUAUGGAUCCUCUUCAUUCUUUAUAAGAAAAUGAGAAAAAAUAAAAAAAAAAGGCAAAAAGCCCCACAAUUCACCUCAGGUGUCAAAGUAGUUUAUAAGACGGGAUUGCACAACAUGAGCGUACAUACAAAUGAACUGUGUUGGAUUUGUGUCCCCCUUCUCCUUUCUCAGGGAUGGAUAUUUAUGUUACACAAUAAUUACAAUGAAGACACACCCUAACCACGGCCUUACUCUGUAAAUAUAAUUGCACUCAGAAGAUUUUGUUAGGUUCUUUCACACAUUGGGAAAAAAAAACAAACGAUACGGAAACCAAACCAAUACUGGAAUGUAGUACCAGACUCGUCCAUUGUUUGUUUUCCUCAUUAUAUACCUAUGUUGGGGAGUGUCUAAACAGAAGUCCUGUCUUUCUUCAAGCUGCCCACUGCUUUUGAUGGCAAGCCGUCUUUUCACUUCAUGCUGAAGAUGCUCCAAAACCAACUUUCUAUUGCAAAAAUCUCUGGGAGGUUGAUAAACUUGUUUGUUGGUUUGUUUCAUGCUAGAUAAAAUUCUGAGAAAAACAUUUAAACAAGAUGCCUUAAAAGUAAGUAACCUAAAUCACGAAGAAACAUAUUUACACUGGGUAACAUUUUCUUGCAAGGUGGCCUGGAGUCUCAGAGGCUUUCUGUCGUCACACUCUCCAAGUUGUUAAGCUAUCUGCACUGCCUGCUCAGUAUGGGACCAACAGAAUAUUCAAAUCAAACCACACUGACUUGAACAAUUUCCUUUAUUUCUUUCUCUCUUCUUUUUUUUUAAUGAAUUGUGGAAAUAGCAUUACUGAACCAAUGCCCACCAAAACUGUUAUCAAGGUACUUACCUGCUGUACAGCUGUGUCUUAGAAAAACAAAUUGGCUAAGACAUAGUUUCUGUAUUCUGUUGCAUCAAAAUUGUGGUUGCUGAUGAAAGAAGUGAGAAUCAUACUUUUCUGACUGGAAAAGUAAAAUAUGCAUUAAGUUUUAAAUUAAAGUGACUAUAGCUCAGCACUACUACAGGUUUCUCAAAAACACACAUACCAGCAUAAAGCAAGGUGCUCUUAUUUCUGAAUAACUGCUUGAUAACAGAAAGGGAAUAUUGGCUACUUUUCAAUAACUUUCAAAUAUUUGACACUAGAUAGAGCAGAAGGAGGUGGAUUUUUAUGUUUUGUAUGGUAGAAAACAUAGUAAAAGUGCAGGAGCAUUGUGAUGUACUGAAGACCUCACUGGCAGCAAAUACACUUUCUGUGUUUGUCUGGUCUGAUAGUGCAUAUUAUAACUUCAGGUCCUUUUGAUUCUGGAAUUUUGGGGGAUCCUGUUUUUACUGUAGGGUAUAAAUGCAGUUAAGUGUAGGAUGGUGAGAAGAAGCUCUUGAUGCCAAACCUGUCAUUUGAUGUUAAGUGAAUGCUCCCAGAUUCCAAAUGAACCUGUAUCUUACUUGCUGCUUUGCAUUGAUCCAAUUUUGCAAGGUUUUGUUGUACUGUAUGUUAACUGUGAGAGGCUAAUGUAGGUUUCCAAGUAGUUUCAUAGGUACUUCCAUAAUAUUUACAUUAUUCCUGAUACUACACAUUCUAUUAGUUGUAUAGAUAAAUACUUAAAGACAAAGUACAGAUAUUUCAGUAUUUUUUCACAUUCAUUUUCUCCAGAUUUCACCUCUUGGAAAAUCACAAUUUCCCCUUUUGGAUUGGAAGUCGUGCGAGGCAUAAUUCUACUGCUUCAUUUCACAGAAAAAGAGGAUUGCUAGGUUUUUUUGCAAGAUGACAAGUAUUGUUGAGUUUAUAUGAUGGGUUGCCGAACCUCUGUGAGUUAGGGGAAAGCCAGGUCUGUUUGCCUCUACAGAUUUCCUCUGUUCUUAUUUUAUGUUUUUUUAAAAUCUACUGAGAUACACAAUUUUAACAACUUGAUACAAUUCAGGUAACAGGAAUUCACAUUCCAAUCAUUUCUGUGACUGCUGAAAGAGCUCUUCUGCUGUAGUUAGUAAAGAGGCAUUUAAGAUAUCUAGCUCAAGGAAUUCUACAGGUCAGCUGUGUCUUGUGCACAUACUUCAAAACAAGUCAUAAACACAUUUCUCAUUAUUAUACCUUAAUACAGGGAUAUGGAGGGCAGGAGGAACAACCAAAAACAGAAGGAGCACGAAGUAUCAGCAAAAAUUACAGGCUUCGUGUUCCAAAUUCAGUUUGUUAUAUCAUCAUCUUUUCCAACAAGAGCAUCAUUUAAUCUUCAGGAAAGGAGGAACCGCUUCAGUCCAUUUAUUUAGGGCUCAAUAAUUCAGCAGAUGCAUUCCAAACAAGUUGUUUUAAUAAUUGCCCGAAGAAGGAAUAUUUGCACCAGGCUUUAUUAGUGCUGAGAUUGUAGAAUAUAAAGAUUAUGGAACAACCUGUUCUGAGGGACAUAGAACUAUGCAAUCUUUAACUCUAACAGUAAGCUAACAUUUUACAUAUAUUCAUCAUGGAUAUUACUACUAAUUCUCCAAGUUUUAGCAGGAAAAAAUAAAUUGGUUCAAAGUCAAAUUUCCAGUUCAGUCCUUUCAUUUAAUGAGAAGAGUACGGGACUGGAUAUAGCCAACACAGCUACACUUUCAGGAAAUUCUCUGAAAUUGGUCGUUAAAACUUUUUUUCUACAUCUUUGUUGUAAAUUCCUCAGCGUGUGUUAGGGUGACGGUCAAGUUACCGUGUUUUAAAAUCCCAGCUAGAGUUUGAAAGAACUCCAUUAAAUGUUUAAUACAUCAUAGUUUUAGGAUAAAUUAUGAAUUCCAAACCACUAGUAGUUUCCAAAAAUGAAUGUCAACAGAACUUCUCAUAAUAUUUUCAUAUGAAAAAAGAGUGUUUGUUGUUUUCCAGCAUCUGCUAGAAAUGGCUAAUGACCAGUAAGGUCAUUAGACUCCAUUCUCAUGAUGGUUCCUCCUGAGUUUUGCAGAUAGAACAAGUCAAAAUUGUUCAAACAGCUCAAAUUGUGUUUUGAAAUCUGGGUGCUUAUCCAAACUAACCUCAGGUUUUUGCCCUUGUUGUUUGCCCCAGUGGUGUAAUCUAAACCAGUCCUGGCAUAGCAACAGUCACACUCAGGCAGUCCUGCCCUGGCAAGGGGCAGGUUUCCUCACAGUCCUGUGUCUGGAGGGGUGUGCAUCUCUCCUGCCUCCUCUGUUGCCCCAGCAGCCUGCUGAGGUGAGUCCUCACAAACGGCAACACUGCCAUUGUGGGUUUUUUAAUUUUAGUUUCAGACUGCAACAACAAGUUUAUUAUUAUUAAGGAAGCCCUGAAAGUUUGUCUGUUUUUCUCCAGCCACAAUUCUGGCUUUGGCUGGAAGAAUUGAGCUGAACUGCCUUGCUGCAGGAAAUGGGUGCAAGCUAAAAAUCAUCAUUUCACUACCACCAGUCACCUGGAGAUAGAAACUCAGUCGCCCCUUCCAUUAACCUCAUCCUCUGCAAAGGUCCAAUGGCAACAUGAAUUCAGUUUUCAUCUUGCUUCUUAGAAGGCAGUCCUGGGAUACUCCUGGCAGCUAGAUUCUGAGAGAAUUUUUUAUGUCUGCAAAUUAGUUGUUCCUUGCUUUUAUGAUACAUGCAUACUAUCUGUUUACAUAACCACAAAGGUAUAUAUUUAUGACAAGUCAUCAGAAGCCUCUGUUUGAUGGUUAACAUCUAAUUCCUGUAUGUAUCCUCUUCUCUAUUGCAUUAACCCUUGCAAUAAUGGUAGCUGUGAGAGCCUUGAAAGCCUCAGUCCCCUCUCUGCAGACGUUCAGUGCUUUCCCUGUUUCAUGCAUCUGGGCAUUAAAGGCCGUGUGAGGAGCUCACCUGUUUGUAGCUAUUCCCAUUCACAACUGCCUUUCUCCAGGUCUUUGUCAUGAGCUACAGAAUUUGUACUUUGUGAAGUGCAUUGUUGUUUUGGAGAACAUGGUUUGUGAAGAAUAAGGAAAAUCAACUCUACAUGCUUAAAUCUUGCUUUUUCAUUGCCAUUUGAUUUACUAAUUUCAUCAGGUAAUGCCUAGAAACUAACUUGCAGGUGCUCUUUUACUCCAUCACACCAUGUGUUUGUGCAUUGGGUGCUAACAUAGUCUGUGUCAGUGAAUGGUUGAUGAACAUGUGUAUUUGUAACUCCUUUGGGGAUAAAGCUAAAGCCUUAGGCAGAAGAAAGCAACCAAAUUAUACCUGUUUAUCCCAUAAACCAGAAUAUAGAAUGCAAAAGCCCAUUCACUGGUAUAGGUGUUUUUAUAUAUAUAUAUAUUUAUAUAUAUAGAUUUAUAUAAGCAU
Molecule: messenger RNA, 5545 nt
Organism: Pipra filicauda (Wire-tailed manakin)
Lineage: Eukaryota; Metazoa; Chordata; Aves; Passeriformes; Pipridae
Gene: KLF13
Product: Kruppel like factor 13
Exons: 2
Coding region: 199-1032 (277 amino acids)
Biological process (GO): regulation of transcription by RNA polymerase II
Molecular function (GO): DNA-binding transcription factor activity, RNA polymerase II-specific; RNA polymerase II cis-regulatory region sequence-specific DNA binding
Source: RefSeq, a predicted model, not a curated record